AUGUACUGGCCCACCUCUUGCGCCGAGAGGAUCCACCUCUCACCUUCAGGACUGCACCGUCCUGCCACCUUUCUUCAUUUCGAUAAGGAUGCAGGCCAACAGCUUCCUAGUCCAGUAUCCGACCGAAUGGAUGGUGCUGAUGAACAAGUUAUUCAGCUCGCUCGCUCUCGCAACGGCAUACUGUGGGCUGCGCUCAGCACGACCACCAUCUCGGUAUGGUCCUCACGUCCUGCCCAGGUAGUUGCUGCUCUCGUUCGUACACCUCAUAGCAUUGCCGAAUACGGCAACAACGCGCGUGUAGAAUGGCGUCCAGAUGGAAAGGCUCUCCUCGUUCAGACCGACCUCAACUUCCUUCUGCUCUACAACAUUGUCUAUCGCCAUCAAGCCUCCUCGAUCUACAGCUACAUUCCUCCUUCCGGUUCCGGCACACGCUCUCAGUCUGGCGAUUUGCUUGCGCCUAAUCCCAAUGCGCUGCGCAACUCCUUCUCCCCUGGUGCCGGCGAAAGCGCGGCUGCCGGCGACUUGGGUCUUGGCGGUCUAGCAGGCGAGGCCUGCGAGCUCCGCUUCCGUCUCGUGCUUCGCAUAGACGCAGGCCUGCGCUUCGCCGCAUCAACAGAGACCCACAUGCUCGUCAGCACCACUUCACCUCCUGCAAUCCAAUGCAUCCGAUGGCCGAGCGAUGAUCCUGAUGCUCCGCCCCCUGACUUUCAUGAUCCCUUGGUUCGCACUCGUACCACUUUGACCACUCAGCUCGACUGGUUUACACCCGAGACGCGUCCGCUUCCAGAAUCCAGUGCAGGGCCAGCUCAGGUACACAUCGUCCAUAUCACCUACUCACGACCCAUGGACGUCUUUGUAUGGCUCACCUCAGACGGACGCGCUUACGUCGCCAAUCUCGAUCUGCUCGCAACUACCGGCUCUUCACCUUGGACUGGUCGGUGUUUCCAUGGCGCGCCCCGAAACCGUAGACGGCAGUCUUCUACUGUUGCGCAAACAGCAGAACCAGAUGCUUCAACUGAAAUUAGCCACACAGGCAAAGCAGACGCAGGUGUCACGACUCAGGACGCACGAGUGUUACCAGUCGCUCCAGCUGUCAACGGCUCCAAGUUGAAUGGCGUGCACGAGCAGGCUAAUCGAGACUCGGCCACGGCUAUCAUCCCCAAUGCUGAGCCGAAUACGAAGCAAGAGCCAUCGUCCGUGGUGAUGGACCUUGCGCCGGAGCAGCAUGCAAUCAGCGUAUCCGUCAACGCCAAAUUUAGCCUCAUCGCUCUUGGCCUGGCUGAUGGAACGGUGGCGGUUUACACGUAUCGUGCUCCAGGUCGAACACCUUUGCAUUCACAUACCUUGUCCGUCAGACACGCACUCAAAUCCACAGCAAGCUACCUGACCACAGGUCCUGUCCGCUCCCUUUCCUGGACCAGUGAUGGCUACUCUCUCGCCGUCGGGUGGCAAAACGGCUUAUCCACCUGGUCGACCUACGGCAAGCUCAUGGCCUGUACACUUCGUGAAGACUGGGAGCUCGCUUCGAAAAACUUUUCCGACGCCUUCAUGUUUGGAGCUCGCGAUCUGUUCUGGGGACCAGGCAACACAGAGCUUUUCAUCCUGGCGCUUUCCAAGCAAAAUGGCUCACCGUUGCAGCCCAAUAACCAGCUUUUCAUCCUUCCGUUCUCUAAAUCGGCGGUAGCGGGCCAGCAUUCACCCGACAAUACUCGGUUUGCCUUCUAUCAGACCGACGACAGCUUACAUGUCUAUCGAGGUGCUGACCAGACCGAUCUUACUGCCAUCACUCCGGAAAGCGACGUGUGGCAGCAUAUCAAAAUUCCGCAGCCCUAUCUAGCCGCCAACUGGCCGGUCCGCUAUGCAGCUAUCAGCGCUGACGGCAGUUUGAUUGCGGUUGCUGGGCGUCGCGGACUUGCACACUACUCUAGCAAUUCGGGGCGUUGGAAGCUGCACAAGAGUGUUGCACAGGAGCAAUCAUUUGUGGUACGCGGAGGUAUGCAAUGGUUCCAACACGUUCUCAUCGCUGCCUGCGACUCGGGUGGAGAGUAUCAGCUUCGUCUAUACUCGCGCGACACCGACCUCGACUCGUCGCAUCUGCUCGAUCUGCAGGUGCUCCCUAGCCCUGUGAUUCUGACGUCUCUUUUUGACAACAGCUUGCUGGUCUACACGGCGGACAAUACCUUCUACCAUUUCCUGAUCGACCUUUCUCAGGACCGCAUCCGUCUUCGACUUUGCGGCUCUAUCACUUUCGAAGGUAUCGUUGGCGAGCCAGCCAGAGUACGAGGCAUGAGUUGGAUGAUCCCCGAGAGUCAACAGCGUUUUGGCGAUCCGAUGGAUGACCUGUCGGUCGCCACGAUCAUCUUUCUGAUUGAUGGCAAGCUCGUCUUGUUGAGACCACGCAAGGUGAGCGGCGGCAGCAGGCUCGAUGCAUCGCACCAUACGCUUCAAGAUUAUGACGAACAAGACGUAUCGUACGCUGAUGACGAUGAUGGUGACAGUGACGAGGUUGCCUACGACAUGCAGAUCCUCGCGGACAAGAUCGAGUACUACUGGACGCAUCUGCAGGGCAUUGGCACGCUCGAAAAUUCACUCUGGGCGUACGACGGCAGUGGGAUCAAGCUUUGGCUCGAUGCGCUUCGCAUUGCGUCGUCUGACCCGGACGAAUCGUCGCGGUCGGAUGCAGAUGACGAUGAGCAAGAUCUGGCGCCAGAAUACAAGACGAUCGAAUCGUCCGUCUCAAUGCCGCUCGACUUCUAUCCGCUCUGUGUGCUGUUGGAGAAGGGGAUUGUGCUCGGUGUCGAAUCCGAGGCAUCGCUGCGUCGCUCUUUGGACUUUGCACUCUGGCGAACAGGAACCAACACGCAUUUGUUCUUGCACCAAGUGCUUCGAAACUAUCUGGAAAAAGGACUGAUCGAAGAGGCUGUAUACUUUGCGGCUUCGUAUCAGGAUUUGGUGUACUUUGCACAUGCUUUGGAGAUUCUGCUGCAUGCAGUGCUAGAGGACGAAGCUGAUGCUGGGUUGGGAGAUGCGCUGUAUGCUCGCAAGGGGUCGGGCAGCGUGUUGCAAAAGGAGCGGAGUGCUAGCUCGCUGCUUGCCGAUGUAGCCGAAGAGGCGGACGAAGAUGCUAACGGUCAGCAAGGUGGUGCUGUUGCAGACACAAGCAAGGAUCUCAGCAGGUCGUCGCACUCUUCGCACCUGGGGCUGCCAAGAGAUGCGCGCUGCUCUCGAUCACCUUCGCCCCCGCAGCCGCAGCCGCAGCCGCGCGCGAUCCUGCCGCUUGUUGUCGAGUUUCUGGACCAUUUCCCUGAAGCGCUCGAGGUGGUGGUCGGGUGUGCACGCAAGACCGAAGUGGCGCGCUGGGCAUACCUGUUCGAUGUGGUCGGCGCACCUCGCGUGCUUUUCCAGAAAUGCAUUCAAGCGGACCAGCUGCGGACAGCCGGCAUGUAUCUGCUAGUGCUGCACAAUUUGGAGCCGUUGGAGGUGUCGAUCGCGCACACGAUCCAGUUGGUCAAACUGGCUGUGCACAAGCACGACUGGAUGACGUGUCAUGAUUUAUUACGCUUUGUAGCGAGUAUUGAUCCGAGCGGUGGCGCGUUAAGCAUCGCCGUUGACGAGGCGCGCAUUUUGGCUGAUGACGAGCGCGCCGACUGUGGCUUGCAGACACCGCCGAAACUGGUGCGUGCUGCAAGUGCACCGGCAUCCACCAAGUCUCCUCUGGACCCUAUGAUGGAAGAAGACGAAGAUCCCGAGACGCUUUCGGGUCCGGGUCCGGGUCCGGGUUCGGUUUCGCUCUCGCGCGCGCCUGUGCGACCCACACUGUCUCCCACACGCCCCAAGUCGGCGACACUCAAUCUGCCCACACGCAACAUCCCCGAUGUGGUCAUCAACGCCGACUCGCUCACCCCGACGCUGGCCGCCAUGCGAAUCGCGACCAAGCGCCAAUACGCCCACGGCAUCGGUAUCAGCCUCACCCGCGUCGGCCUGCGCAGCUCCGAUCGCGUCUGGGACAAAUCCCCCACGCACGCCAAUCGCUCCGCAAGCGCCUCACCACCGCUCCCUGACGCACCCUCUCAACACACCGAGUCACCGCAAUGA
This is a messenger RNA of Mycosarcoma maydis (corn smut), 4095 nucleotides long. RefSeq lists its product as uncharacterized. The record is from RefSeq and is a predicted model, not a curated record. Gene Ontology annotation, biological process: intracellular protein transport; retrograde transport, endosome to Golgi. Gene Ontology annotation, cellular component: Golgi membrane; Ric1-Rgp1 guanyl-nucleotide exchange factor complex; cytosol. The transcript has a single exon. Gene Ontology annotation, molecular function: protein binding. Bases 1 to 4095 code for a protein of 1364 amino acids. NCBI's taxonomy places the organism in Eukaryota, Fungi, Basidiomycota, Ustilaginomycetes, Ustilaginales.